Spea bombifrons (plains spadefoot toad) is the source of this 2702-nucleotide messenger RNA. It is a transcript of the gene AJAP1, whose product is annotated as adherens junctions associated protein 1. Lineage: Eukaryota; Metazoa; Chordata; Amphibia; Anura; Pelobatidae. The coding region runs from base 349 to 1551 and encodes 400 amino acids. Gene Ontology annotation, cellular component: cell-cell contact zone; plasma membrane; adherens junction. The transcript is spliced from 7 exons. Gene Ontology annotation, molecular function: beta-catenin binding. The record is from RefSeq and is a predicted model, not a curated record.
AUCACCGAGGACCACAUGAGGCUUCCAGUCCCUUGCAUCCCCUCCUUCUUCCUCUUCUUCUGUCCAAAUUGCUGAUCACCCUUUUCAAAGAAGACAUGCAAGGUUCUGUAAUGUUACAAUAAAUAUCUAUGCAGGAAUGUCUUCAAUUCUUGGAGCAUCUGUGAGUUUCUUGUAUCUAAACAGCUAAAAGAAUCAACAACAACAACAAAAAACCCCCUCCAAAGGAAUAUCUUGAUUUUAUUAUUCUUCUUUUCUUUGCAUUAUUUUAAUUCUUAUUUUUAUUUCACUACUGAAAGAUCCAAUUUGGAGAUCCACAAAUGGAUAGAUACCUGAAGAUCUGAUCAUUUCAUGUCAAACGUGACCAUGUGGAUACAACAGCUUCUGGGUAUCAGAUCAGGCCCUCCGUUAGGAAGCCAUGCUUGGAUUUUGAUAGCCAUGUUUCAACUAGCCAUGGAUUUCAUUACUUGUGAAUCAGGAUCUCCAGACAGGACAUAUAAAUAUCUACAACGCCCUUCACUAGAACAUAGAACGCAACAUUUUGCUUUGUGGAAUCCAAGGGCAGGACCCAGGUCGGGAAAUGUAAGACAUAUUUGGAAUCCGUAUCCAAAAUCUGAAAAGCAUAUUUCUAAAGCAGAACCACAGAAUCCAAAUAUUCCUCAUAAAGACCACGCGCACAACAUUUUUUCUAGAAACGUGCAGUUUAAACACUCCACCCGAACAAAAUCAAAUAUUUUAACGCCGGUAACAAAAAAUGCACUUAAAAAUACUCAUCUGAAAAGGGGUAAGAGGCAGCUCCAAAGAAGAAGUUGGAAUAACAUAAAGCCUUUCUCGGACAGCGAAAGUCAACCAACCACGAUAUCUGAGUUUAUUUUAUGGGGGCCUACUGGGGAUGAUGAGUUUGUAGAGUCCAGUACAUUUCCUGGGAUUUAUGAGACCACAAAAACCUCUACUUUACAAGCCAGGACAACUUUGGUAGAAACGACGACUACCACCACAACUUCCACAACAACGCAGGCUAAAGGUAUUACUUCGGAGAAUCCAGGGGUCCAUGCAGGGAAAAAAAACCCUGGUAGGAUUAGCACAACGAAACCAUACCCGGGAAACGGAAAAGCCGCUGAACGGCCGAGGAUACCCAGUGACACCUCAGGUCUAGCUGUUCAUCAGAUAAUUACCAUCACUGUUUCCCUAAUCAUGGUCAUUGCAGCACUGAUAACAACACUCGUCUUGAAAAAUUGCUGUGCACAAAGCGGAAAUGCUAGACGGAACAGCCACCAGCGAAAAAUUAAUCAGCAAGAAGAGAGCUGCCAAAAUCUUACGGACUUCACUCCCGCUCGUGUUCCCAGCAACAUGGAUAUAUUCACGGCAUACAACGAAACUCUGCAGUGUUCUCACGAGUGUGUAAGGACCCCGGUACCUGUCUACACAGACGAGACAUUGCAUCAAACUGGAGCAUAUAAAACAACGUUCAAUGGCAAUAGACCCACUUCUUCUGAUCGGCAUCUCAUUCCUGUGGCCUUUGUGUCAGAGAAAUGGUUUGAAAUCUCCUGCUGACUGGCUGAAGUCUGUUUUUCUUCCUGAGAGCAGGGCAGACGCCAUGUUUCUAUUUCCUGAUGGAAAUUCAAAUCACUGAAGACUGUGCUGUCCUGAUUCCAUUAGUAAACCUGUAAAGAAUCACAGGUGUCAACUAUUUUGUUUACCACUGGGACUCGAACAGCAGACUCUAUUGGACAAAUAUAUUUUUAUAAAAAUGAAGUAAGCCUACAGACACUGUAAUUUUGUUCCUAAAGGUAUAUGAAUUUUUUUUUUUUUUUUUUUGGAUAAAAGACAAAAUGAAAAGUACAUCUAUUUGACCAAGAGAACAUUCUUAAACAAAGGACUGACCUUUGGCUGAAUUUUUUGGAUCUGGACUGUGAUUUUUGAACCUGUGCCAAUAAAAACCAUUAUGUGCCAUGAAAGAUGUGGAAGAUUUCCUUGAAAAUUGAAGCUAAGUGUGUUAUUCUUUGAAUAAUGCACCAAAUAAUGGAUUUGGUGAACUGUUUCUAAAGAUAAAACCAUGUAAAAAAAAAAAAAAAAAAAAGACAUUAAUACAACCCAUGAAUAUACAUUUUUGUGACUUUUUAAAUUUGUUUUAACUUUAAUGUUUUGGUUAAUUUAACUUGUUUAUUUUAUUCUGAAUUUUGGUGGCAUUUUAGUAAAGUAUACUAUUAAAUAUUCUUUGAAAAAAAGUUAUUAAUCAAUUGAUAUACUGUGGAAAAAAUAGUUUUUUUCAUGAAAGUUAUUUAAUACUUUUAAAUAAAAUGUAAGCUUGCCUUUGGAUACUGUUAUAUUAUGAAAAUAUGCAACACUAUCUACAUCUGAGUUUAGGUGCAUUUUCCUUUUUAUUGGAAACAAAACAUUUAGGGGGAAAAAUGCAUAAAAGUUAUAUCAGUGAUCCACAAAACAAAAAAAAACAUUAAUUUUUAAAAGACUUGACAAGCGUCCACUAGUCAUGCUGUCAUGCAUUUUUUUUUUACCAUAUAUGGUAAUUGAAUAUAUGAAUGAGCUGUUCCGCCUGGGGUGCCAUAUAAAAUAUCACCAGAUGAGUGCUGCAUCAUGUAGAUAGAGGUGAAAUAAACAUAUCUGUCAUUUUAUUUUUCUCCUCAAUUCCACUUAAAAAAAACUUUUAUUAAAAGGUUUAUUGAGAUACUGGAGAUGCUUUACAA